Molecule: messenger RNA, 1533 nt
Organism: Cuscuta campestris
Lineage: Eukaryota; Viridiplantae; Streptophyta; Magnoliopsida; Solanales; Convolvulaceae
Source: the annotation of a GenBank genome assembly
CCGCGCCUCCGUGGUGAACAACCGCUGCUGCUAGGGUUUUGUUUAGCCGCCACUGCUAGGGUUUCGAAUAGCCGCUGCCAAGGUUAGUUCGUUAUUGUUUUUUUCAAUCUCAAAUCAGUUUUUCAGCCGUGUAUGGAAACAAUAGCAGAUGAAAAGAUAAAGAUUGAAAAGUUUGAUGGAUGUGAUUUUGGGUUUUGGAAGAUGCAAAUCGAGGAUGUUCUUUAUCAUAAAGACUUGUACCAAACGUUAUCGGGAGAAAAGCCAGAAAAAAUGAGUGAUGCAGAUUGGGCGAUUUUGGACAGGAAAGCUUUGGGAGUAGUUAGGUUGUCAUUGGCGAAGAGUGUUGCUUUCAAAAUAGUCAAUGAAACGACUACGCAUGGGUUAAUGAAAGCUUUGUCGAAUAUGUACCAGAAACCCUCAGCAUUGAACGUGUUUUUUAUCAAACAGUUGGUUAGCACCAGAAUGAGGGAGGGUGCUUCAGUUACCAUUCACAUCAACCAGUUUAAGUCGGUCAUAACUCGGUUAGGAUCAGUUGGAAUUAAGUUUGAUGAUGAGCUUCAGGCGUUGCUGCUUUUAUCUUCUUUGCCUGACAGUUGGUCUGGAACAGUGACUGCAGUUAGUAGUGCAUUUGGUACUACUAAGUUUACUUUUGAAGGAAUUCAGGACUUGAUUCAAGAUGAUACGGGCAUGGGGGAUAUUGACUUGAAAACUUCAGUUGGAGCCACUAGGACUUUGAAAAACGUCAGAGUCAUUCCAAGCUUGAAGAGGAUGCUUAUCACAGUUGGGCAGUUGGAUGAUUCGGGUCUUGAUGUUAAAUUUGGUGGUGGACAAGGGAAGGUGGUCAAAGGAAAUCUUGUUGUUGCUUGUGGCAAGAAAAGGGGCUCGUUAUAUAUGGUCGAGAUACCUCCAGAAGGAGCAAGUCCAGUUUUUGUAAAAGAAAAGGUCCGGUUCAAAGAAUCUCAUGUGCUAAAGAGGGUUACCUUUGCAAAGGAGAAACUCAGAGAAAGAGAGAUUCAGGAUGAACUAGCUCGGAAGGUUCAACCAGUAAGGGAAUUUUGUGACAGUGGGAGCACAGGUCGUGCUUCAGUUAACAAUUUGCUUGGUUUGGAGAAUGUAGGUUCUCAGAUUGUCUUAGAAGCCAGGAGAGUGAUAGAUGUGUCACACUCGGAGCUAGCAGAGAAAGAGAACGAGUCACGAGUUGUGACUAAUGAGUUGAAGCUCAGUGGGAGCUUCAACGGGCCUUCGGAUAACUGAAGAGAAGGCCGCUGCAACUAGUGGAAAAUGAGGAUUACAAGAGUUACAGAUGAUGAAGACUAAGGGGCGUUGUUCGAGCCUCCAAGUGGGAGAUUGUUGGGCGAAUUGAGUGUGGAGGCUCGACCAGGAAGGGCAGCCGGCCCUAGUCUUGGUUCGACCCAUAUGGCAGUAAAUUAUGUUUUUAAUUUAGCCGGCCCUAUUUCUCUAUGUGGGUUUGGGCCUAACUUGGGGAUUAAGUUUUCAACCCUAGUUUAGUCUUCAUAAAUAGGGAUCUCUGUA